Diaporthe amygdali is the source of this 984-nucleotide messenger RNA. RefSeq lists its product as uncharacterized. The record is from RefSeq and is a predicted model, not a curated record. The transcript has 2 exons. Lineage: Eukaryota; Fungi; Ascomycota; Sordariomycetes; Diaporthales; Diaporthaceae. Bases 1 to 984 code for a protein of 327 amino acids.
AUGUCCAGACUCAUCGUUGUUGUUGGUGCCACAGGCGGCCAGGGUGGCUCCGUCGUCAACGCCAUGCUUGCCGAUCCGAAUUACUGCAUUCGAGGUAUUACACGCAACUUAGAGAGUGAAAAGGCCAUGGAAUUGACCGCAAAGGGCGUUGAAAUGGUCAAGGCCGACGUUGGAGAUGAAGCAAGCCUGGAUGCCGCCUUCCACGGGGCAAAUGCCAUCUUUGCCAUCACCGACUACUAUGAGACAUUUUUCAAGCACGGCAAAGACGCUGCCAUGGAAGCUGAAUUCCAAGCCGGCUGUAACCUUGCAAGGGCUGCUGCCAGAGUUACGACACUCCAGCGGUACCUAUGGAGUACCCUUCCUUUCACGAGCCGUCUUACCGGGGGAGAAGUCAUCGUUCCCCACUUUGAGGGCAAGGCUCGUGUUGAUGAGUACAUCCGAAAGAGUCUUCCAAGCCUCUCGGAGAAAGCCACUUUCUGUAUAUUCGGUAUAUUCGCAGAUAACCUGCUGAUGUACCCGAUUUUCAAGCCUGUGUGGCUCGAGUCAGCUGGUAAAUGGGUGCAAAUCUGGCCAACUCUUCCAGACGCUCCGUUCCACUCUCUAGCGGAUCACAAAAUCAACACGGGAAUCUUCGUCCGCGCCAUCGUGACCGCCGAUCACCUCCGGGGUGGAUCUUAUGUGACGUGCUUUGUCGAGAGCCUGACACUUGAAUCGGCCCUCGGAAUCUGGGGAAAGGCAACUGGCAAGGCCCCUACUCAUGGUUCUACUGCUAUUCUGUCUAUCUCGUAUGACCAGUAUGUCAACGUUUGGGGAGAGAUGGGAGAAGAGCAGGCUUGUCAGUGGAAGUUCUUUGAGUUUAUGAACUCUGCUGGGGUCACAGCGCUUCCUGAUACCGUUUCCGGACUGAGUAUUCUUUCUGAGGAUGAAAGAAAGGCACUGGAGAAUACGGAACAGUCCUGGUUUCGCUUGAGAGACCAGUUGUAG